Anthonomus grandis grandis is the source of this 1165-nucleotide messenger RNA. RefSeq names its product ketimine reductase mu-crystallin. Gene Ontology annotation, cellular component: cytoplasm. Lineage: Eukaryota; Metazoa; Arthropoda; Insecta; Coleoptera; Curculionidae. Gene Ontology annotation, molecular function: hormone binding. Bases 171 to 1145 code for a protein of 324 amino acids. The record is from RefSeq and is a predicted model, not a curated record. The transcript has 6 exons.
CUUUAGGAUUCACGAUGGUUGGUUGAAGGUUGGCUAACUGUUUUAGUUAUACUCGUUCUAGUGGAAUUCAAGGAUUAUUAUAUUCACUUUCCCAAUAAUCAUUAAUUUGAAUUGUUUUUUUUUUAACUUGUCAAGACCUGUUUAAAUAACUUUGUAGGAAGACAUUUAAAAUGAUUUAUCUAGACAAAACCCAAAUCAAACCUCUCCUGACAUGGAAGGAUACCCUUAAAGCGACCGAGGUAGCAUUGAAAGCGGCUUCAACAAAACAAUCCGUAAUACCACCGAGAGUCUUUUCGAACGUAUUUAAUACCCCAAAAUGGAUGCUUACCAUGUCAGGCUACCUGGAAGACCCCCUAUAUGGUGCAUGGGUGGUGAAAAUAUUAACCGGAAAUCCUAAUAAUGCUCUGUUGCCACAUCCCCUGCCAACGUUAAAUGCCAAUAUCGUAUUGUUCGACCAGGAAACGGGAGAAAUUAAGGCGCUAUUAGAUGGGACGGAAAUAACGAGCUGGAGAACCGCUGCUGCUUCAGCAGUGGCCACCAAAGUAAUCCACUCAGCAGCGGCAAAAUCCCAAAAAAUUUUAUCAAUUUUUGGUUGCGGUGAGCAAGGAAGGGCUCAUGCUUAUUGCUUCUAUCACUUAUUUACUUUUGAUGAGAUUCGUCUUUGGAAUAGAACCACCCAAAAAGCUGAAAAUUUUGUCCGAGACUUGAACAAGGAAUUCAACACAACGAAAUUCAAAUGUAUUCGGGAAAAGGAAGAUUGUGCCAGGGGUGCUGAUGUUAUUAUUACGACUACAAAUCCCGGCAACGAACCUAUAGUCAAGUAUCAAUGGCUGAAGAAGGGUGUACAUAUAAAUGCUGUGGGAGUAGUUGGUUCAGGUCCGGAAAAAACUUUUGAACUCGACGAGGAAACUUAUAAGAACUCCCAGGUGUUCGUGGAUAGUUGGGAGGGAGCCAACAAGGAACUCACCGAAUUAAAAGCGAUUGGAACCGAUUUAAAAGCCGAAGUUGGUGAAGUUAUUUUAGGCAAAGUUUCACUUCCGGUUAAGGAUAAAAUAACCGUCUUUCAAAGCUUAGGUAUGGCUUCAGAGGACUGCGCUAUGGCCAGGAUGAUAUACGAUUUGUAUUGUGCAAAAUUAAAACAAUAAAUAAAUGUUUUAUACACGCA